Messenger RNA from Diaporthe batatas, 1206 nucleotides. RefSeq lists its product as uncharacterized. The transcript is spliced from 6 exons. NCBI's taxonomy places the organism in Eukaryota, Fungi, Ascomycota, Sordariomycetes, Diaporthales, Diaporthaceae. The record is from RefSeq and is a predicted model, not a curated record. The coding region runs from base 1 to 1206 and encodes 401 amino acids.
AUGCCUUCCCUACAUUCCUCGGAGUCCACAAAGGCAUACUGGGCCUUCGCUGCCCUGGGCCCUCUGGCCAUCUACGGAAUCGCACUGGCCUUGCUCGGCCUUCCUUUGAUCCAGAAACAGGCUCUUUACGCCCAUAAAUUCCACACUCUCUGGUGGAACGACGUCGAGAACCCCGAGAAAUGGGGCUUUGCGAGAAACCAAGUCACCCCUUUCACCCUGCAAGCCCCUGACGGCCCGGCCCUCUACUGCUGGCACAUCCUGCCCCUGUCGGUGUACCUGCGGAAAGAAGCCGACCUCAGCCGGGCCUCACCCGUCCCAUUAGACAAGCACGCAUCGUCAGAGGCGUUCAGGCUCCUGAGAGAUGACCCCGACGCGCGCCUGAUCCUGUCCUUCCAUGGCAACGCCGGCCACGUCGCCCAGAACACUCGCGCCCCCCAGUAUCGCCUGCUCACCGACACCGCAUACAAGUGGCACGUCAUCGCGCUCGACUACCGUGGCUUCGGCCACAGCACAGGCUCGCCGUCCGAGCAGGGACUCAUUGCCGAUGCCUCCGCCCUGGUCGACUACGCCAUCACGACCCUUGAGGUCCCACCAAGCCGCAUCUUGCUCCUAGGCCAGAGCCUAGGUACUGCGGUGUCAUCAGCAGUUGCUGAGAAAUUCUCGCGGGAAAGAGGCAUCGACUUUGCCGGAGUGGUGCUUGUCGCGGCCUUCAGUAGUCUCCCGACAAUGUUGGCGAACUACUCCUUGGGCGGGCUCGUCCCUUUGCUCAAGCCUCUGAGUAUAUGUCCACCCCUGCUGCGCUUCUUUCUCCGAUUCGUGGUGGAUAAGUGGAAGACUCUGGACCGCCUCGCCGCCCUUACCGCGCAGAACCGCGAGCGCAACGGGACACUCCAGGUCAGCAUAAUCCAUGCGGCCGACGAUAAUGACAUACCAUGCAUCGAAAGCGCCAAGAUCUUCGAAGCCAUGGCGCGGGCGUCAGUCGCGGAUGGCAUGGAUGCUUCCAAGUUCCUGGAGAUGAAGAACGCGAGGACGGAGGUGAGGGGUGAGAAAGCAUUCAAGACCGUCUGGAACGAGAACGACAUCACCAUCACACAUGAACAGUUCGCAUUUGGAGGGCACAACGAUAUUAUGGUCUACGCGCCUGUACCCCAGGCUAUAGUGAGUAUACUCGAGGGUAGAGCAGCGACAAGCUCAUCAGCCGCCUGA